Melampsora larici-populina 98AG31 is the source of this 1469-nucleotide messenger RNA. RefSeq lists its product as uncharacterized. Gene Ontology annotation, cellular component: cytoplasm. Bases 4 to 984 code for a protein of 326 amino acids. The record is from RefSeq and is a predicted model, not a curated record. The transcript has 2 exons. Gene Ontology annotation, molecular function: GTP binding; zinc ion binding; GTP cyclohydrolase I activity. Gene Ontology annotation, biological process: tetrahydrobiopterin biosynthetic process; tetrahydrofolate biosynthetic process. NCBI's taxonomy places the organism in Eukaryota, Fungi, Basidiomycota, Pucciniomycetes, Pucciniales, Melampsoraceae.
CCAAUGCAGUCGGAAACUUCUCAACAACAGGACGAAGUUGAAGAUCCAGCUUCAAUUCGUCCUCUUAAUAGGACCUCUUCAAUAAACUCACUUCAAUCAAGUUCCGUUGGAUCUCGAACACCUUUUAUACCGUUCAGCACUUCGUUCAGUCUUGAUGGAAUCCCUAUUCCAUCACCUAUUCCUUCCUUAGACGAACACGGAUUGGGUUGGCCGGGAAAGGGAACACUCGCCAGAUUAGCUGAAAAGCGUUCCAACCAAUCUCGAUCUCUUGCACCCGAAGCUCUGGUUCAAUCUCAUCAAGUUCCCAGCGACAUCCUCGAGACUUCGGAACAGGCGCGGUCGUCAGAUCGCGUCACAUCAUUGACCAACCCAUCUGGGUUAGGAUCUUCCUCUGAAGCGCAAUCUGCCGGUGAUGCAACUGAGUUGAGCCGUGUCACUCGGUUAGCCUCAGCUGUCAGGGAGAUUCUGGAUUGUAUUGGAGAAGAUCCUGAGCGUGAAGGCCUUCUCAAGACACCCGAACGAUAUGCAAAAGCUUUGUUAUGGAUGACGAAGGGAUAUGAAGACAAACUUCCAGACGUGAUUGGUUCAGCUGUGUUUAAUGAAGAUCACGAAGAGAUGGUCAUAGUAAAGGAUAUCGAAGUUUUUAGUUUAUGUGAACAUCACCUAGUACCUUUCACCGGAAAAGUUUCAAUCGGAUACAUUCCUAAUCAGAAAGUUUUAGGAUUAAGCAAAUUGGCUCGAAUCGCGGAAACUUUCAGUCGACGGUUACAAGUUCAAGAACGACUUACUAAACAGAUUGCUGUCACUGUUCAAGAAGCUAUACAACCUUUAGGAGUUGCUGUCGUAAUGGAAUGUACCCAUAUGUGUAUGACCAUGAGAGGAGUACAGAAACCAGGUGCUUUGACUGUGACGAGUUCUAUGCUUGGCUGCUUUCGCACAAAGGACAGGACUCGAGCCGAGUUUCUCAAUCUGAUCAAGAAGUAAAUCGUUCAGUAUAGUCUUGCGCCGGCUUAUCACAUCGCUUUCAAUGCCUUCUUUUUCCUCUAAACUCAGUAAAAGAAGCUUUAUCAAAGUGUGUUUUACCAGUCUCGCCUCCCUUUGUGUCAGCAAGCAUCAUUCUACCACCAUUCAACAGUAAUCUCAUUCAUUAAGCGUCACCCUCCGUCCUUGUAGAUAUUUAGCAUGCUGUCAGAUCAUCAUCACUCUUUGGAAAGCAUUGUACACCUUGGCCCAGUGUGAAUAUCUAGUAUGUCUUGAUUCUACAAAAGUUUUAUAUUGUAUUGUUUAACAUUUGUUCAUUAUGUGUUUGGUGCAACUAACUAGAAAUGUAACCUACAUUUACAGACCAUUGAAUGUGUUUUCCUUAUGUUCUUUCUUUGUUGUUCAGAAGAGCGUUUCUUCACAUUCUUAACUAUUUACUAUUUUACACUCUUUUUUGGGAAAUUUAGACAUGUCAGGCUUAAGUUGUU